This is a messenger RNA of Achroia grisella, 4099 nucleotides long. It is a transcript of the gene Pcif1, whose product is annotated as mRNA (2'-O-methyladenosine-N(6)-)-methyltransferase. Gene Ontology annotation, molecular function: mRNA (2'-O-methyladenosine-N6-)-methyltransferase activity; RNA polymerase II C-terminal domain binding. The transcript has 7 exons. The record is from RefSeq and is a predicted model, not a curated record. Gene Ontology annotation, cellular component: nucleus. The coding region runs from base 362 to 2398 and encodes 678 amino acids. Lineage: Eukaryota; Metazoa; Arthropoda; Insecta; Lepidoptera; Pyralidae.
UGUCUGUUAUGGCGGUGCUUGGAAACACUUAUUUUAUUCACAAAUCUUAGUUUAUCGUAAUUUUGAAUUAUUUUGACUGCACCAAUGAUGCUUAAUUUAUAAUUUUUAACUUUAAUGUAACAAUUUACAUAUUUUAAAAUGAUUUUCUUUUAUGUUAGUGAAUUUUCUUUGAUAUGAUUUUAUUGGCGCUAACAUUGCUUACUGUUGUCUGUAGUGUAAAUAAUGUGUUUAUUAGAAACCUAUAAGUGUAGUGAGUGAUCUAAAAACUUUUUGACAUUAGUACGUUUAUUACUAUAUAAAUAUAUUGUCAAGAAUUACUUGAGAUUAUUUUUAUAAACUUUGCUACAAGUACUGUGUCAACAUGAAUGAUGUUCGUGAUAAAGUUGUUGCCAGCUCUUCAUCUUGGGAAAAUGCAGCAACCCACAGUGAUUCAUCACCCGAAAUACAAUCCUCACCUAGUGGCAGCGGGGAGACACCUCAGACUCCUGGAGCGCCUGCUCCGCUCGCUCCACAUCUUGCCGCCGAUUUGCAUCCAGAUCUCUUACAACAAGGGUGGCGAAAGUAUUGGUCGAAGAGAGAAAAUAGACCCUACUUUUGGAAUAAACUUUCAGGUGAAUCAUUAUGGGAAUUACCAGCUGUGAAAAGAGAUUUUGAUCCCAUAACAGAUCCUCUUGGUAUAUGUCACACAGGUCCCCCAAAUGCGGGUAACAUGACCCCUUGUGCAACUAAACGGCGUCCAUCUGAGGACAAUGGUCCUCCCCCAAAGAAAUUUGUUUUAGCUGGUCCAUGGGAUAUAGAAGUUCCCACAAAUGUUGUUAUAUAUGAGCGCCCUCCUACCAUUUGCCCACACCCACAUCCUGAAAUUGAAGGUUUCAGAUUCACUUUAGCAAAUAAAUUGAGACAAUGUUAUCAAGAGUUAUGUCAUACAAGAGAAAGUAUUGAUGCACCCAAAGACUCAUUUAAUCGCUGGUUGAUGGAGCGAAAAGUCAAUGAUCAGGGUGGUUCCGAUCCUUUAUUGCCAAGUCAUUGUUUCCCAGAGAUAUCACGUUCAAUGUAUGAAGAAAUUAUGAAUGACAUACCAAUUAAAUUGACACAUCCGAAGUUUACGGGAGAUGCUAGAAAACAGUUGUCAAGAUAUGCUGAAGCAGCAAAGAAGAUGAUAGAGUCAAGAAAUGCUUCCCCAGAGAGUCGUAAAGUGGUGAAGUGGAAUGCUGAGGAUACAUUCCAGUGGUUAAGACGAACAGUUGGUGCCACAUAUGAUGACUUUCAAGAUAGACUGGCACACUUGCGACGACAAUGUCAACCCCAUUUAGCAGAGACUGUAAAAGCUUCAGUGGAAGGAAUAUGUUUGAAGAUAUAUCACUUAUCGGCGGAAUAUGCUAGGAAAAUAAGAGAAAAACACAGUACACUUCUUAAAGAAAAUGGAAUUCAGGAGAUGCCAGCUCCGCUGCAGCAGGCAGCACUACGAAAAGUAUGGUGUUACCCGGUACAAUUUGCUGUGCCAGCGCCACGACCACCACUUGUUGAACAUUUUCUGGACCGCGAUCAAGCGCUAAUACGGUAUCUCGGCGAGCCACAAGUUCUUAAUGCAACAUACCUACAAAAACUGGAGUGUCUUUAUAGGCACAGCUGUUUCGACGACAAGAAGUUCGAACAAUUCUUGUCACGCGUGUGGUGUCUGCUGCGGCGGUAUGCGGCGUGGGUAGGUGCGAGCGGUGAGGCGCAGCUCGCACAGAUGGCGCUUCCAGUGCCCGUACUCGAGUGCUUACAGCGUAGCUUCGGCGUUACCUUCGAGUGCUUCGCGAGCCCUCUCGAUUGCUACUUCCGCCAGUAUUGUUCAGCGUUCGCCGACACUGACUCUUACUUCGGGUCCCGGGGUCCGUUCCUGGAGUUGCGUCCGGUGUCGGGGUCGAUGGUGGCGCACCCGCCGUACUGCGAGGAGCUGCUGGAGGCGGCGCUGCGGCACAUGGAGCGGCUGCUGCAGGAGUCGGCCGAGCCGCUCAGCUUCGUUGUCGUGCUGCCCGAGUGGCCCGACCGACAGACGCACGCCCUGCACAAGCUGCAGGCCAGCCAUUUCAAGAGGAAACAGGUUGUGAUACCAGCUUUCGAACACGAAUAUCGUCAUGGAUUCCAGCAUGUACUUCCAAAGAAUGAGGUGUACUUCCGGUGGGGCGGCGGCACGGUGGUGGUGUGGCUGCAGAACGCGGCCGGGUUCUCACGCUGGGGGCCCACCGAGGAGCGCGUGGAAGCGCUGCUGGACGCGUGGAGGCCUCGAGCCAAACUGCGCUCGCCCGCGCCGCCCGACGACGCCGCCGCCGCCGCGCCCCCCACCCCCGCGCACCCCGCGCACUCGCCACACCCCGCGCUGCCCCCUCACCCGCCGCCCGACAAGCGUUAGUCUCUCUACUUCCAUCACUACUAGUCCGCUCUGUUUAGUUCGCGAACUGGAUCGCUCGUGCCCGACUCGAGAAUGCCAGUAGACCGAUCGACUUGCAUCCCUAGAAAUAUUUUGUACUAUACGAGCGAAAGAUCGACGAACUAGAUCGGACAUCUUUGGGAACGCUCCUCCGAAUUAGUUCGUGAGAUACAAGUUAAUAAGUAAACGCUACUGGUGUCCGCAGCGCUCACCCGGCGACUCAACUCAACGCUGCCUAGCUUUUGUCGCCGUUACGAUUGUAAAUAUUAAAUAUAAAAAAGCUGUGACUAGUAUGAAGUAAUGAAUAGUUUAUCGAUUUUAAACAACUUUUUUACAGACAACAAUAUGAUUUAUUAGUUUACGUAUAUCAUGCAGUCGUUAUGACGCUGGCGGUGCAUUGUGGACACCCUCACGCCCCUACUACAGCGUUCUCCACGGGCCAAGUUAAUCGCUAGUUCGGUGUGGCGGGAUUUCUACAUUCCUCGGUGCAAUUUUUUCAAUCAAGCGGUUAUUGAAAAUUACCGCUCGUUCUCACUUACCCGGCACGACUUGUUCUCGAGUAGUCAAUACUACAGCUUAAAACGCUAAAGAAUAUCCACAGAUGUUAAAAUUUUAUAUAUAUAGAUAUAAUUCGAGUAAUGAUUAUUCCAUCUUUUUAAUUCAAAGAUGACGUUUAAAAAGUAAGCAUGGUUUGUUGCGUCGUAUGGUGAAUGUAAGCUCUAUUACGGUACUAUUCACUAUUUAGAAAGGCAAUGUUUUUUACCGAUAAGUGAUAUAAUGAAUAAAUUGUUAGAAUAACAAGAUUUUCAUGACAAUUGGUUGUAUUUUUCUUAUUAUAUUAAUAUUUUUAUAUGUUUUAAAAUCUAUAAAUAAUGAAUAUCGACAAAAAGAUGUAUUGGACACUGUGUCGAUCUCCACGUGAUCCGACCUAAGCAAUUCCUGGUGAAUUCACAGCUAAGGGAUAUCGGGUUGAUGAAGGUCUUCAUUCUUUCAACGACUAGAUAGUGGUGUUCCGUCAGCGUGUACCACAUUGUUGCGACAAUGGUAUACGCUGGAUCGACACCAAACUAUUACAUCGUUGUCCAUAAAAAUCUACUGGACUAUCUCGUUCUCUGGAUCUCUUGUUCUAGAUUUUCCUUGAAUAACGUUUUUGGCUAUAUAGACGUGCCCGCUAAGUGAAAACGAAGCUAAUAUUCUUCGGUUAGAGGUUUACAUGAUUGCGAUUUACAUAAAAAGAGUAAAUGACACUGACGUGUGACAGACGGUAAAUGUAAUUAACGGUGUACAAUAAUUUAAAUCGAGGGAACUAUUAAGAUUAAAUAAUAACUAUACAUGGACUGUGGAAUUUUGUGUGGUUAUUUUAAGACGUAGCUUGCGUAUAAUGUAUAGAUAUUUGGAUUUUACAAUUUAGGAAACCUAUCAAUGUAUAAAUGUUACACUAUCUUCCAUACAUUAUGUAAUCUGUGUAGUUUAAAAAUAAAAAUAUAAUGAGCAAUGACGUAGCUGCGUCUUAAUGUAAUGUAACGAGAUGUAUUUAGAGUGAAGUGGCUAAUGGGUUAAUCUUGUAUAUAUAUAUAUGUAUAUAUAUAUAUAUAUUGUGGAAAGUGAAUCUAUGUAUAUAGAUUUUCAGAAUUCUUUUAGUUGCCUACUUAUUUUUUAUAAGUUCUUUUAUGAGUAUUUUUA